Ornithodoros turicata is the source of this 2471-nucleotide messenger RNA. RefSeq names its product mRNA export factor GLE1-like (gene Gle1). Gene Ontology annotation, cellular component: nuclear pore cytoplasmic filaments; nuclear pore; cytoplasm. The coding region runs from base 312 to 2309 and encodes 665 amino acids. Gene Ontology annotation, biological process: poly(A)+ mRNA export from nucleus. The record is from RefSeq and is a predicted model, not a curated record. NCBI's taxonomy places the organism in Eukaryota, Metazoa, Arthropoda, Arachnida, Ixodida, Argasidae. Gene Ontology annotation, molecular function: translation initiation factor binding; phospholipid binding; inositol hexakisphosphate binding. The transcript is spliced from 11 exons.
GGGCCUGCCUGUGCAUCUGGCAACCCUGCAGAACAGCCAUUGGCGCCGCGCAGUGUAGCGCAAAUUUGCGUGUAUUUUAACGAAGUUACAAAAAAAUACAGUAGUUUCCACAGGACAUAAGGAUUCGUAAACGAGGCAGUGGUCAACAAGAUUCACAACGGUGUCGACAACCAGACGCGUCAAAAGUUGAUGCUAACGAGACGCAAAAAGAUGGAUCGUCCCAGUAACGUACGCUGGUAGGCUGAUCGCGUUGUUUUUUUAAUACAAGCAGAAGGCAAGCGAUAAGCGAGACACACAGAAAGCGUAUUGCCAUGUCUGGAGAUGUCUUGCAAGCCCUGAAGAGAAGUAGCCUCGGCAAAGUGUACGUUGACAGGUGCUGGGCGCAGGAAAGCGAUGAACUAUUUGACGCGGCCAAGCUUGUCAAGAUAAACUCGGUGCUCGUACCCUCACGUCGUUACGAAGAAGCCGGAAAUAUUCGCGAUGAGACCCAACGUUACCAGCAGAGUACCCAAACCGAAAGACCAAAGAAGGAUACAACAGAUGUUGCCUUGCAAUACAUGCGGAACGCCGCAAAUGAGAUUUACAUCCAGCUGUACGAGGAAGAGCGAACUGACAGCAUUAGGGAGUCCCUACAACAUCGUCUGGCCCUGCAGGAGUGGCAGUUGCACCAAUGGCAGGAGCAGGCCAAUCAGAAGCUGUCUCUUUUGCGUCUCAAGUUGCUCCAGGAGCAACAGCGUUCUAUUGAAUCGCUCGAGAAGGAGUUGCUACUCGAGAUGAAGGACAUGGCAGAAGAAAAUCGCAAGGUCAAGGAACAGAACCGUAACCAUGCAAUGUACAUGAAGAGCAAGAUCAGAGAAGCAGAGCUGCUCCAGAAAAGGGCACAAGAGGAAGAAAUUCGCCAGAGUGCAGCGUGUGCGAGGAAAUUGCAGGACUUGUGGCAAGAGUUGCGUCAGUUGUUGGAGCUGUGUCAGAAGCGUCUGAUCAGAAUAGAGCAGCCGAACGUGAAGGAUGAACUGGGCCCACUGCUUCAACGCAUGACACAGCAGCUCUCACAGCUGUGUCCUGUGCAUCCUGGAAUGUCAAAAGAAGAACUCCAGCGCACUAUGACACUGACGCAGGAGAUGCGCUCCCAGGCUCAAGCCAUUCUUGCAGACCUAGACGCAAAAGAAACUAAGGCUCGAGAAGCGGUUGUGGAGAAACAGAAAAGCGUGGCGGCUUCAACAACAAUUAACGUAGCCAACUCCACUUCUAAGACUUCUAGUGUUCCUACUGCACCCCAACAUACAAUCACGGACACAGUGGAAGUUGCUUGUGAGCCAGAAAAGAAGCAAGAAUCCAGCACCGAUAUAAGUCACCAGCACACGCAGCUGCUGCUAAAGCUACACGAGUGGCGGACUUCGUACCAAGACCUGGUGCAGGACAAAGGGAGGAAGCAGUACCGUUUCGACCUCAUGAAGGCUGUCUCGGUAUCUGUAAAUGCUGUGUCAACUUCGUCUGCCGUGAAGGGAAAGUUGGACAAGCUCACUGCGUUGCUGAACGGGAAGCCCUUCCCGCUGGCCACCCGCACAGUCACCUGCACAGAGCAUCCUUCUGCCCGCAAUUUCUGCCUCGACAAACUCGCCGAGAGAAUUGUGUCGCAAGGAGAAGAACAGAUCAACUCCAAUGGCGACUCUGCUUACCCCAUAGCGGCACUGGCCUUGGGCUUGUGGUGCCGUUUUCCAGAGCUCGGAGAUUUGCUGCUGGGACACCUGUUCAUGCGAUGCCCGGCGUUGCUCCCUCUAUAUCCUAGCGCAGACUCCAAGGAAAAUCUCGAGCUGUGCGGCUACAAAAUCAACGAGGACGGCACCGUCGAGACAGACGCCAAAUAUCAGCGUCGGAUCAGCGGGUUCGUACGGCUCUACGCAGCAAUCGUCCAGACCAAGGCACCGGAGUUCUGCAAAGGCUCGCACCCGCUGGGUGUCAACCACGGCUGGAAAUUCCUCGCGUGCACUCUCAACAUGCAGCCUCAACAGCCAGCCCUUGUGGCGUCUGUGUUAUUCAAUUUCCUAGAGGUUGCGGGGUGGGCCAUUGGACAAGCGUACGGUCGUCAAUUUAUCAAGCUGCUCCAUGUCUUAGCCAAAGAUUACUUUCCCCUGCUGAGAGAAGGGGGAACUAGCGGCCCGGUUGCAAGACUGGAGGCCUUUUUACAGCAGGUGCUCCGUAGGGGAACGGUACCGCGUCAAGAAGCCAGCUUUGGCGAUAAACCGGAGCAUGACAUACCGAGCAGUUACGGCACACAAAGUUUCGGAAGAGACCCGCAUUUUAGGUGAUACAUUGCGAUCGUGGGUUAUCUGGGGGAUGACCAGUGACAAGUCGUAGGAUGCUAUAUGUUAUCAAAUGAGGAGUAUCGUGAUCUGUUGAUUUGUGAAGAGAAAUAAUGUGUUUAUUCUGUCUUAUUGCAUAGCCUAUGAAUAUGAAUAUAAUGAAAUUGU